Molecule: messenger RNA, 1515 nt
Organism: Cryptococcus amylolentus CBS 6039
Lineage: Eukaryota; Fungi; Basidiomycota; Tremellomycetes; Tremellales; Cryptococcaceae
Exons: 9
Coding region: 1-1515 (504 amino acids)
Biological process (GO): transmembrane transport
Molecular function (GO): transmembrane transporter activity
Source: RefSeq, a predicted model, not a curated record
AUGGAGGCCUACUUCCAAUAUAGAGCCUUCACUCCGAAGAGUACCCCGCACCUUCCCACCUACGACGAACAAUCUCUCGAGCAUCCAAAAUCUCCCAUAAUAUACGUCUCCUUCGACUCUGACGACCCCCGCGACCCCCAAAACUGGUCUGGGCUGUACAAGACUUUUGUCAUAGGCUCGCUAGCAUUCUUGACACUUUCUUUGACGUUUGCGAGCUCGGUGUCUGCAGCUGCAGAGGAGGGAAUGAUGGCAGAGUUUGGGUGUUCGCAAUUAGCCGCAACGGCGGCAACGAGUAUGUUCUUGAUAGGGCUAGGGCUUGGAGCUAUGCCCUUUGCCCCUUUGUCUGAAUUAUACGGCCGUUUGCCCGUCUACCUGAUCACUAUAUUUCUCGCGACUGUAUUCCAGAUUGCCUGCGCCGUCGCGCCCAACCUUCCUGCCCUUCUUAUCCUACGGUUCAUUGCGGGUGUGUGGUCAACGACCCCUCUGUCGAAUGCUGGAGGGUCACUGAAUGACGUUGGGGAUCCGGUCUUGAGGACCAUCGCCAUGCCUCUGUUCUCGACUGCUGGUUUCUUGGGUCCAUGCCUGGGUCCCAUCAUCGGAGGUUUCGUCGCUCAGAACCCUGCCUACGGCUGGCGCUGGUGCUACUGGGUGUGCGCCAUCUGGAACGGCCUCGCCUUCCUCCUCUGCUUCUUCUUCAUGCCCGAAACCCUCUCAUCAGCGCUUCUCAAAUUCAAAGCUGUCGCUUAUCGCAGAGCGACAGGGCAAGAUGUCUGGAGGGCGCGCAUUGAGGACGAGACGUUUGGAGAAUUGACGCCAAAGUAUCUCCGGAGGCCGUUCAAGAUGCUGGGGCAAGAGCCGGUGGUGCAGUUCUUCAUAGCGUAUCUUUUGGUUGUGUAUACCGUGCUGUACGGAUUCUUUGAUGCCUAUCCCAUCGUCUUCAAGAAGCACGGCCUGACUGGCGGUAAAGGCGGCCUCAUGUUCAUCCCUGUACAAGUCGGCUUUCUCCUCUUGAUGAUUGUCAAUUUCCUUCAUUGGAAAAGAUACAGGGGACUCGCGAGGGACGCGAAAUCUGGGGUGGAGAGAAGGGGUAUCAAGAAUGGAAAGAUUGAACCAGAGGAGAGACUCAUUCCUCUCAUGCUUUGCUCUUGGCUCCUUCCCGCAAGCAUGUUCUGGUUUGCGUGGACUUCCGGGCCAGAGUUCAACUUUUGGAUACCAAUGAUGAGCGGACUGCCUUUUGGCAUAGGUCUACUGUCCAUCUUUCAAGGUUCUUUUCAAUAUCUCAUCGACGCGUAUGGUCCAUUUGCCGCAUCUGCUCUUUCUGGGUCAACCCUGGUGAGGUAUGGAGUUACGGGUCUUGUCAUCCUAGCCUUCCCGACCAUGUACGAAUCACUUGGAGAUCAAUGGGCCACUUCACUGUUCGCAUUUAUCGGAUUAGCGUUGACCGCUGUUCCGUUUGUCUUCUAUCUCAUUGGUCACAAGAUCCGCGCAAAGUGCCGAUUUACAGUGAGAGAUUGA